AUGAGACAUUCAAACCGACGACUGGAUUCAGAAUACAGAGCUGAGGAGCAGRAACGCAACACCACGGAACAUUUAAUUAGGCGAACAAAUCCCGAAUAUAGAACCGCAGAGCAGGAGCGCGAUACAAUAGGACAUUCAAUCAGGCGUUUGAAUCCGGAGUAUAGAGUUGAGGAACAAGGACACAACACUGCAGAACACUCCACCAGACGGACGAAUCCCGAAUAUAGAACCGCGGAGCAGGAGCGCGUCACAAUAGGACAUUCAAUCAGACGUUUGAAUCCGGAGUAUAGAGUUGAGGAGCAAGGACGCAACACUGCGGAACACUCCCCCAGACGGACGAAUCCCGAAUAUAGAACCGCAGAGCAGGAGGGCGACACAAUAGGACAUUCAAUCAGGCGUUUGAAUCCAGAGUAUAGAGUUGAGGAGCAGGGACGCAACACUGCGGAACACUCCACCAGACGGACGAAUCCCGAAUAUAGAACCACAGAGCAGGAGCGCGACACAAUAGGACAUUAA
Messenger RNA from Bactrocera latifrons, 516 nucleotides. RefSeq names its product DNA-directed RNA polymerase subunit beta''-like. The record is from RefSeq and is a predicted model, not a curated record. NCBI's taxonomy places the organism in Eukaryota, Metazoa, Arthropoda, Insecta, Diptera, Tephritidae. The transcript has a single exon. Bases 1 to 516 code for a protein of 171 amino acids.